This is a messenger RNA of Salarias fasciatus (jewelled blenny), 6313 nucleotides long. Its product is annotated as kinesin-like protein KIF21A. Gene Ontology annotation, molecular function: ATP binding; microtubule binding; microtubule motor activity. Lineage: Eukaryota; Metazoa; Chordata; Actinopteri; Blenniiformes; Blenniidae. The record is from RefSeq and is a predicted model, not a curated record. Gene Ontology annotation, cellular component: microtubule associated complex. Gene Ontology annotation, biological process: spindle elongation; microtubule-based movement; mitotic spindle organization.
CCCCGCGGGUCCGCGGCACGAGCGGCGGACACGCCGCCGGUUCGCUUCGGCUCUUUGUCCGCAUCGAGGAGGCAUCAUGACGACGGGGCAGGACGAGAGCUCCGUCCGGGUGGCGCUCAGGAUUCGCCCCCAGCUGGCCCGGGAGAAGAUCGAGGGAUGCCACAUCUGCACGUACGUGAUGCCCGGAGAGCCGCAGGUCAUCCUGGGCAAAGACAAGGCCUUCACCUACGACUACGUGUUCGACAUGGACUCCCAGCAGGACGCCAUCUACGACUCCUGCACCCAGAAGCUGAUCGAGGGCUGCUUCCAGGGCUACAACGCCACCGUCUUCGCUUACGGACAGACGGGCUCAGGGAAGACGUACACCAUGGGCACCGGCUUCGACGUCAACAUCUCGGAGCAGGAGCUGGGCAUCAUCCCCCGAGCCGUGCACCACCUCUUCAGGGGCAUCGAGGAGCGGCGGCAGGCCGCCCAGGAGCAGGGCCGCCCGCCGCCCGAGUUCAAGAUCAACGCCCAGUUCCUGGAGCUUUAUAACGAGGAGGUCCUGGACCUGUUCGACACCGCGCGAGACAUGAAGCAGAAAUCCCACAUCAAGAUCCACGAGGACGCCAGCGGCGGGAUCUACACGGUGGGCGUGACCACGCGGACCGUGUCCUCCGAGGCCGAGAUGAUGCAGUGCCUGAAGGUGGGGGCUCUGUCGCGCACCACGGCCAGCACCCAGAUGAACGUGCAGAGCUCCCGGUCCCACGCCAUCUUCACCAUCCACCUGUGCCAAGUCCGAGUCUGUGCCUCCGACAGUCAGGAAGACGACGCCGACAACAGGGUCUCCAACGGAAACUCCGAGAUGGACGAGUACGAGACGCUGACGGCAAAGUUCCACUUCGUGGAUCUGGCCGGUUCCGAGAGGCUGAAGAGAACCGGAGCGACGGGCGACCGAGCCAAAGAGGGGAUCUCCAUCAACUGCGGCCUGCUGGCUCUGGGGAAUGUAAUCAGCGCUCUGGGCGACCGGAGCAAGCGGGCGUCUCACGUGCCUUACCGAGACUCCAAGCUCACCCGACUGCUGCAGGACUCGCUGGGAGGGAACAGCCAAACUGUGAUGAUCGCCUGCAUCAGCCCGUCGGAUCGCGACUUCAUGGAGACGCUCAACACGCUGAAGUACGCCAACCGGGCGCGGAACAUCAAGAACAAGGUGAUGGUGAACCAGGACAAGGCCAGCCAGCAGAUCAGCGCGCUGCGGACGGAGAUCGCCCGUCUGCAGAUGGAGCUGAUGGAGUACAAGACGGGGAAGCGUCUGGCCGGCGAGGACGGCGUGGAGAGCUUCAGCGACAUGUUCCACGAGAACGCCAUGCUGCAGACGGAGAACAGCAACCUGAGGGUGAGGGUGAAGGCCAUGCAGGAGACCAUCGACGCCCAGCGGGCCCGGCUCACCCAGCUGCUCAGCGAGCAGGCCAGGCAGGACCUGGCCCGGGCAGGUGAAGGAGGCAGCGAGGAAAUCGGAAACAUGAUUCAGGGUUACAUCAAAGAAAUCGAAGACCUUCGAGCCAAGCUGCUGGAGAGCGAGGCCGUCAAUGAGAACCUGAGGAAGAACCUGUCCCGGGCCUCCAGCCGCCAGGCCUUCUACGGGGGGCCCGGCCCCUUCGGCUCCUCGCUGCUGGCCCCCGAGAAGGAGACGUCCGACAUCAUCGAGCUGGCCAAGAAGGACCUGGAGAAGCUGAAGAAGCGCGAGAAGAAGAAGAAGAAAAGCUCCAGCAAAGAAGACGUUCCUGACAACGAGCAGGAGAAGGAGCUGAUGGAGCGGGCCGGCGAGGACACGGAGGAUGCCCAUGAGGGCAGCGACCGUGACGAAGAGGAGGAGGAAGACGAGGAGGAAGAGAUGGACGUGGAGGAGAGCUCCGAGGACUCGGACUCCGAGUCCGAUGAGAAAGAAAACUUCCAGGCCGACCUGGCCAACAUCACCUGCGAGAUCGCCAUCAAGCAGAAGCUGAUCGACGAGCUGGAGAACAGCCAGCGGCGGCUGCAGACGCUGAAGCAGCAGUACGAGCAGAAGCUGAUGAUGCUGCAGGUGAAGAUCCGGGACACGCAGCUGGAGAGGGACCGCGUGCUGCACAACAUGAGCUCGGUGGAGACCGGCACAGAGGACAAGGCCCGGAAGAUCAAGGCGGAGUACGAGAAGAAGCUGAGCGUCAUGAACAAGGAGCUGCAGAAGCUGCAGGCGGCCCAGAAGGAGCACGCCCGCCUGCUGAGGAACCAGUCGCAGUACGAGAAGCAGCUCAGGAAGCUGCAGGCCGACGUGGCCGAGAUGAAGAAGACCAAGGUCCGCCUGAUGAAGCAGAUGAAGGAGCAGCAGGAGAAGAACAGGAUGAACGAGUCGCGCCGGAACAGAGAGAUCGCCUCGCUGAAGAAGGACCAGCGGAAGCAGGAGCACCAGCUCAAGCUGCUGGAGGCGCAGAAGAGACAGCAGGAGCUCAUCCUGAGGAGGAAGACCGAGGAGGUGACGGCUCUGAGGAGGCAGGUCAGGCCGACCUCCGGAAAGGUGAUCAGGAAGGUCAAUCUUCCAGAGCCGGUGCAGGACCCCCACCGCCCCCCGUCCGGACGCCUGUACUCCAGCAGCUCCACCCCCAACGGCUCCCGGCCCUCUUACCGGCGCACUGGAGGUGUGUACUCCACCAGGAUCGCUCGGAACAAAUGGCAGUCUCUGGAGCGGCGCGUUUCAGACGUCAUCAUGCAGAGGAUGACCAUCUCCAACAUGGAGGCCGACAUGAACCGCCUCCUCAAGCAACGGGAGGAGCUGACCAAGCGGCGGGAGAAGGUGGUGAGGAAGAGGGACCGGCUGGUCAGGGAGGGGCCCGAGGCCGACGGGGCGCUGCCCCCCCUCAACGAGGAGGUGGACGCUCUGACGGCCAACAUCGACUACAUCAACGACAGCAUCGCCGACUGCCAGGCCAACAUCAUGCAGAUGGAGGAAACCAAGGAGGAAGGAGACACGGUGGACGUCUCUGCUGUGAUCGGCUCCUGCACUCUGGCUGAGGCUCGCUUCCUGCUGGACCACUUCAUGUCCAUGGCCAUCAACAAGGGUCUGCAGGCGGCUCAGAAGGAGUCCCAGGUGAAGGUGAUGGAGGGCCGGCUGAAGCAGACGGAGAUCACCAGCGCCACCCAGAACCAGCUGCUGUUCCACAUGCUGAAGGAGAAAGCCGAGUUCAACCCCGAGCUGGACGCCCUGCUGGGGAACGCUCUGCAAGAAAACAUGGACGACAGCAGCAGUGACGAGUCGGCCCAGAGCCCCUCGGCGGAGGGCGGCUCUUUGACUUCAGACCUUAUGAAAAUCUGCGGCGAGACCAAAACCAGGAGCAAGGCCCGUCGGAGGACCACCACCCAGAUGGAGCUGCUGUACGCCCACAGCGACCCCCCCGCCGACGGGCCGCCUGCAGACUUCUCGCUGCUGCCUCUGGACUCCCUGGUGGACCCUGCAGACCCCGACCUGCCGGUCAGGGACUUCUCGGCUCUGUCUCCGGGCUUCUCCUCCAAAAUGGGCAGCAUUGCCGGCUCCAGAACGUCGCCGGCCGUGGAGAGGCGAGUUCCCGAGCCUUCGCCGCUCUCUCGCAGGAAGACCUUUGACAAGGCGGCGGCCGACAAGGCAAAGGUCAAGGAGAUGAAACAGGGGGUCAUUAACCCGGUGCCAUCCACCAAGAGCAGCCGCUUGGCGCCGCUGCAGUGCGUCCACGUGGCGGAGGGCCACAGUAAAGCGGUUCUGUGUGUGGACUGCACCGAUGACCUCCUGUUCACCGGAUCUAAAGAUCGGACCUGUAAGGUGUGGAACCUGGUGACGGGGCAGGAGAUAAUGUCCCUGGCCGGUCACCCCAACAACGUGGUGUCGGUGCGCUACAGCUCCAGCCUGGUCUUCACCGUCUCCACGUCCUCCAUCAAAGUGUGGGACAUCCGCGACUCGGCCAAGUGCAUCCGGACGCUGACGUCGUCCGGCCAGGUGCAGCCGGGCGACGCCUGCUCCUCCAGCGCCGGCCGGACCGUCACCAUCCCUGCAGGGGAGAACCAGAUCAACCAGAUCUGCGUGAACCCGGCCGGCUCGGUGCUGUACGCCGCGGCGGGGAACUCGGUCAGAGUGUGGGACCUGAGGAGGUUUGCGUCCACUGGGAAGCUGACCGGCCACCUGGGUCCCGUCAUGUGUCUGACUGUGGAUCGGUCCGGGAACAGCCAGGACCUGGUGAUCACCGGCUCUAAAGACCACUACAUCAAGCUCUUCGACGUGGCUGAAGGGUCCGUCGGCAGCAUCGGCCCCUCUCACAACUUUGAGCCGCCGCAUUACGACGGCAUCGAGUCGCUGGUGAUCCAGGGGGACAUCUUCUUCAGCGGCUCCCGAGACAAUGGCAUCAAGAAGUGGGACCUGGACCGCAGAGACCUGCUGCAGCAAGUCCCCAACGCUCACCGGGACUGGGUCUGCGCUCUGGGCGUCGUGCCCGGCUCUCCGGCCCUGCUGAGCGGCUGCAGGGCCGGGGUGCUCAAGCUGUGGCACACCGAGUCGCUGGGCUCCCUGGGAGAGCUGAAGGGUCACGAGAGCCCCAUCAACAGCAUUUCGGCCAACAGCAGCCUUCUGUUCACCGCCUCAGACGACCGCACGGUGAAGAUCUGGCGAGCGCGUGGCGGCCUGGACGGCACCUACGAGACGGGGGACAAUGUGGACGAGGUUUCCAGUACAUGAAGGCUUCCUGUGACGCUGCUCGCCCUGCACUUUGACCCCUGACCCCACACACACGUCCCCUGUCCAGAGCUUGAAGUCUUACCGAUCAGAGCUAGUUGAAAGUGUUGCUAAUGCUAAUGACUCUUUCUGUAGUCACACCCUGAGCCAGAGGCGAAGGUUUGUGUUCCAUGUGAACGUUGAGAAGGUUUCAGAGCUGAUGGGUUGGUAGCGGGCCUUCACAACCCUCUCAUCCACUUCACCGCGCUGUUUCUCUCCCGUCGCUCCUGAUCCUCAAGUAACUCCAGUGUCUUUUCUCUGCCUGUACGACACAAAUCGUCGUCCUCUCGUGACUCUUCCUUUUCAGACCGAGCUUCAGAUCAGUGAAACUUAAAUAUUUAUAUGAAUAUAGUCUGCUACCACUAAAGAAAGGUCUGAAGUCUCCUUUGAAACUCACUAAAUCAAAUACUUUGCUUUUCCUGAAGCAAAACCAAAGUGUAAAAGUGGUUAAAACAUGCUGUGUUUCCCUCUGAGGUGUGAACUGUGAGGCUAAGGCUAACUUUAUACAGCUGUGUGAAGCUUAGGCUAACUUUAUACAGCUGUGUGAAGCUAACGCUAACUUUAUACAGCUGUGUGAAGCUAAGGCUAACUUUAUACAGCUGUGUGAAGCUAAGGCUAACUUUAUACAGCUGUGUGAAGCUAACGCUAACUUGAUACAGCUGUGUGAAGCUAAGGCUAACUUUAUACAGCUGUGUGAAGCUAACGCUAACUUUAUACAGCUGUGUGAAGGGUUCCUCGUAAUGUUCAUUAAAUGUUUUUGGUCUGAUUUGAAGUGAACACACACGUUAGCUUCAUAUGAGCUAACUCCUCAUCUGAGACACUUGAAGGGAACGUCCAGCUGUCGGUGAACGGCGUUCAUAUCAGGCCGAACCAAAAGAAGACGUGUCGUGUUUCCUCCAGGUCGAACCCAGAACUGAGCUUUAGCUCCACAGCACACACACCUUAACGAUCAGGCAGCAGAAGAUUCAAGCUUCUCGUCUGAUUCCGUGGUUAGGAGCUAAUCUGCUGCUAGCUGUAGCUUGUUGCCAGUCAUAUCUAGCAUUUUGUGCAUCUACUGUUUGUUCCCAGACGUCCCUGAGCACUUGUAUAAAGACGACCUCCUUGUUAAUGUGAGCAGUAACCUUCACGUCUUCUCAACUCUCACUCUGCGCCUGCAGGAAGCUUCCUGUGGUGGACUCCAGGUGACGUCCACGCCUACGUAGCCGUGCAUUUUGUAUAUACGUAAUAGUUUUUUGUUUCCUUUUAGGGAGGAAGCUGGUCCUCCUGCAGGAGCUUCUCACGUAACCAUCACUGAAUGUUUCACGCACACACAGCAGAUGCAGCGAAAGCGUCUGAGUGAAUGUUAGUUUGUGGGACCAUGGAUUUGACGGCAGGAGGAGCUUGACGCUUUGUCUCCUCCGAGGUGGCUCGUUGUGCUCGGUGGCCUCCGGUUUGCCCAGUUUCUACUGUUUUUCUUUGUUUGCUCUCCUCUGUGAGAUCCUGGUGCCUCCUCACUCCCCCUCACCCCGACUGUAGAGAAUCUAAUGUCAGAUGUCUGGUGGGAAUAAACGAUAUCUGUCAAAA